AAGGCGGAAGCCACGUCAGCCCUCAGCUUGCAUGGCUCUCUACAACAACGGAGCGAGGAUGCCUUCACCCCAGGAGGUGUCCAACGGCUUUCCCCAACCCAGUGCCUCAGGCACCUGGCACAAGCCGGAAGAUGAAGUACGGCUGGUGGAGGCUGGAUUGGUGAAGAAAGCCCACCGGGAGAUCCUGGACCACGAGAGGAAACGUCGGGUAGAGCUGAAAUGCAUGGAAUUGCAGGAGAUGAUGGAGGAGCAAGGGUAUUCCGAAGAGGAGAUCCGGCAGAAAGUUGGGACGUUCCGCCAAAUGUUGAUGGAGAAAGAAGGGGUACUCACUCGCGAAGACCAGCAUGGACGGCAUAUAGUGAUAGAAAACCACCAUAUGGUGGAUGGAGAAGAGUAUACAGUGCAAUACGCAGAGUACCGGGAGGGCUGCCCCCUGCAGUGUGACUGUGGAACUGACUGCUACCAAGAUGACAGCAGUCACCGAGAAUACAGGCUGAAGAGGCGGUCCAGCAGCUCCACCUCUCCCCCGCCCAAGAAGAAGAAGAAAAAGAAAUCGGGUCACCGCCGGAGCCGCAAAAAAAGGAAACCUGGAUCAGACCGCAGUGGGGAUAGCUCUUCCCCCAUCCGGAAGGAGAAGAAGAAGAAGGCUGGGAAAAAGCAUCGAAGAGACAGGUCUGCAUCCGGAUCACGGAAGAAGAGGAGGCACAGGUCCAGAAGCCCCAAGAAUAAAAGGAAAGAAAAAAACAAAGACAGAAAAAGGUCCCACAGUGAGUCGUCCACCCGGCGAUCCCACAGACACAGCAGCUGCAGUUCCCGGAGUGCCUCCCUCUCCUCGGGUUACAGCGACGGCAAAUCGACAAGCAGACUGAGUCCCAAGUACCGUGAGGAUGGUCAGAAGGCCGCUAGCCCCCGAUCCAGCCAGAGCCCGUCUUCCUCGGGUACCGGCCACAGCCGAUUGGCCACGCCACACCAGAACGGGCACAAAGGCGGUGCCCAGAAUGGCCGCCAUAGCCAUGGUGCCCUUUCGGAGAAAAAGCAGGAGCAGAGGUUGGAGUCCGCGUCGCCUUCCGCCAGGGCACAUGUCAAGACCGACGGCGCGUCGCCACACUCCAAAGACGGCAGAGGGGAGAAACACGGCCUCAAGCCCUCGCGGCGUUCCACGUCUCCGGGACGAUGCUUGGGAGAGAAGCACUUCCCAAAGCGCCACGCCAGAUCCACGUCGAUGCAUAAGCACAAGGGGAGGACCAGGAACAAAGGCACGUCCUCCAAGGACUCCCCGCGCUCUGUCAGCCAUACGGGCUACAGCAGUGACUCUGAAGGCUCCUUCUCCUCACAUCCUCACCACGCAGCAGCGGGGGCGGAGAAGAGACAUGGGGCGUACCUGAAAACUUCAAAGGAAAGGCACCAUCGGGGAAGACCUCACAGCAGUUCUCCAGCUCCGACCAAACACUCCAGGCACAACUCGGACCGAAGGAAGAGCCUGUCACGCAGCAGCUCCUGGAGCUCCAGCCGGUCCCCGUCAAAAUCACGGUCUCGAUCCCGGGAGAAGAGAUCCGCACGCAGCAGGACUCGCUCUGGGUCCCAGAAAAAAGCCACGGGCAGCAGAGAGAAAGACAACGAGCCGCGAACCCGGCACAGUGAUACGGAACCGACCCGGGCCCGCCGUCGCUCCCGGAGUUAUUCCCCCAUCCGAAAAAGAAGGCGCGACUCUCCCAGCUUUAUGGAGCCCAGAAGAAUCACCAGCGCCCGCAAGCGCCCGAUCCCUUACUACCGCCCCAGCCCGUCCUCUUCCAGCUCGCUUACCAGCUCCUCGUACAGCCGCAGCCGCAGCCGCAGUUACGAGAGCUACAGCAGCAGCCGCAGCCAGACACAUAGCCACAGCCGCAGCCCAAGUUACAACAGCCGGAGCAGUUCCGAGAGCACCGGGUUUUGA
This is a messenger RNA of Elgaria multicarinata webbii, 1933 nucleotides long. It is a transcript of the gene SRRM3, whose product is annotated as serine/arginine repetitive matrix 3. Bases 32 to 1933 code for a protein of 633 amino acids. The transcript is spliced from 15 exons. NCBI's taxonomy places the organism in Eukaryota, Metazoa, Chordata, Lepidosauria, Squamata, Anguidae. The record is from RefSeq and is a predicted model, not a curated record. Gene Ontology annotation, molecular function: mRNA binding.